This is a messenger RNA of Fusarium oxysporum Fo47, 3876 nucleotides long. Its product is annotated as ankyrin repeat domain-containing protein. Bases 1 to 3876 code for a protein of 1291 amino acids. The record is from RefSeq and is a predicted model, not a curated record. NCBI's taxonomy places the organism in Eukaryota, Fungi, Ascomycota, Sordariomycetes, Hypocreales, Nectriaceae. Gene Ontology annotation, molecular function: protein binding. The transcript has 3 exons.
AUGGAUGGUCUCUCUGCUGCUGCGAGUAUUAUCGCGGUGGUGCAACUCACGGCUGAGGUUACGAAAUACAUCAUCGGUGUCGCUGGAGCUUCAAAAGAUCGACAGCGACUGCUUGACGAGAUUUUAGCCUGCGAGGCUCUCCUCAUGCGACUCCGCGACUAUUCCAAAGGAACUGACGGACCCGAGAUUGAGGAUUGGGACGCUGACCAGGCAAAGACUCAUAGCGCCCAGACGUGGUCGGUCAAGGUCAAGGCCUUGGAGAGUGACAAUGCACCUUUGUACCGCUUGUAUAAGAUUCUCGAUGCUAUCAAAACAAAGCUGCAACCAGGCCACGGGAGCGGCAUUCAAAAAGUCAAGGCCGCCUUGAAAUGGCCAUUCGAUGAGAAGGAAGUGGCAAAGCUCGUCGAUGCAUUCCAGCGUGAAAGAUCACUUUUGCAUUUCGCCAUGACACACGAAAGCACACAGCUGGUGAAGCACAUCAAGGCAACCUCAGACGACAACAGCAGACAAUUGGCCGAUUUGGUCAGACUUAUCAAGAACAAAUCGACUGAGGAUGAGCAUCGAGUUGCACGACUUGACCGCAUCCUGACUGACAUACAGCUGUCCAACCUCAACAUAGCAGAAGGAAUUGGGCACCUUCAAAAUAGUCAGAUGAGCGCCCACCAGAAAGAAGUCCUCGACUGGAUCUCACCCGUGGAUUAUGCUCCCCAACAGAGCGACAUAUUCAGCCGGCGAGAGCCAGGAACUGGUGAAUGGCUAUUGGAAUCAGACGAGUACAAUUCCUGGGUAAAAGGCGACAAACAAACAUUGUUUUGUCCUGGUAUUCCAGGUGCCGGGAAAACGAUCAUGGCAUCCAUUGUGGUCAAUUCAUUACUCGACUCCUUCCAUUCCGAGAGCAAUAUUGGAGUUGCAUAUAUCUACUGCAACUUCCGCCGGCGCCACGAACAGAAAGCCAGUGACCUCAUUGCGAAUCUUUUAAAGCAACUGAGUGAAAGCCAGCCAUCACUAUUUAAGCCGGUGGAUGACCUAUACAAUAAGCGCAAGGCAUCUCGCACGCGCCCAUCGCUACAGGAGCUUGGUCGUGUUUUGCAAGAGGUUGCCGCGACAUAUUCUCGUGUGUACAUCGUCCUUGACGCUUUGGACGAAUGCGAGACCACCGACGGUACACUACCCAACUUCAUCCAACAAGUACUUGACCUUCAAAGUGCAACAAGUACAAAUAUUCUAGCAACCUCUAGGUAUAUUCCAGAGAUCAAGGAGAAGUUCAGGAAAGCUGUCUCUCUUAAAAUCCGCGCCAGUGAGCCGGAUGUAAGAAGAUACCUGGCUGGUCGAAUGUCUCAACUCCCAGUUUUUGUUCAGAACAAGCCUGAGCUUCAAGAGGAAAUCAAGACAAGAAUACUGGAAUCAGUCCAGGGGAUGUUUCUUCUCGCGCAGCUGCAUCUCGAUUCUCUUGUCGGCAAGAGAUCACCGAAAGCUGUCCGAGCUAUUCUCAAAGCUUUGCCGAGUAACUCAAGCACGUCGAAAGCCUACGACAAAGCGUACGGCGAUGCUAUGAAGAGAAUAGAAGACCAGUUGACAGAUCAAGCGAUAUUGGCUAAAGAAGCACUCAUGUGGAUUUCAUGUGCCAGACGGUUGCUUAGUCCCGCGGAACUUCAACAUGCCCUUGGUAUCGAAAUAGACUCUACGGAGUUUGAUGAGGAAAACCUUAGCGAGAUCCCCGACAUCGUUUCUGCUUGCGCUGGUCUGGUGACCGUCGACGAACAGAGCAACACUGUCCGACUAGCGCAUUUCACGACACAAGAAUAUUUUGAGCGAACACAGGACCAGUGGUUCCCAGAUGCUGCUCUGGAAAUAUCCGUUAAAACCCUGACAUACCUAUCUUACGAUCUUAUCGUUGAUCAAGUCAGAACUGUUCGAGGUCCAAAACCUGACAUGGCGGUACAAAAAGAUGCAGAAAAGUCGGAUUCUGUUAUCGAUCAAUCGAAAGACGAAAAGCCAGGAUCCCCAAAUCCCGGUCUUGGUCGAUCGAAAAGCCAAGACUGGAAGAUCAAAAAUAACGUUGCGGAGAGCGACGAAGACUAUGAUGUUAAGAAGAUGCUCCAAGAUUAUCCGCUGUGUCGAUAUGCAUCAUGUCAUUGGGGUCACCACGCUCGCAACGUCACAGAAAUGCCUGAUAUUGUGAAGGCUUUUUUGUCAUCAGAGAAACUUGUCAAGGUGACUGAGCGUCUGAGAUAUGCUGGUGGAUUCAACCCUGGGACCACAGGCCUUCAUGAGGCGGCGUAUUUUGGGUUCGAAGAGGCCGCAGAAUGGUUGCUGGAGAGAUGCUCGAUCGACGCAAUUGACUCGUAUAACGUGUCGGUUCUUGAGAUGGCAUGUGGCCUUGGUCAUCUUUCGCUCGCUGAAACACUUCUCAAGAAGGGUGCAAAUCUACGCGGAACGCCAAUCACGUAUGCAGCUCGACGAGGGCAAGAUACCAUUGUAAUAUACCUCUUCCAAUACGGUGCGCCACUAGAACCAGGCGCACUAGAGGCGGCUUUCAGACAUUUUGAGGAUUUCAAGAUAUCAGUCGACAAGGUGCCCAUGUUUCAAACGCUGUUGGAACAUGGCGCUGACCCCAACAUAUUAAUUGACGAAACGUCGCGACCUUUACACCAUGCCACUUUGGACAAGGUCGAGCCUCUUGUCCAGCUCUUACUUGAUCACGCGGCUGAUGUGAACGGACGAGACAAGGAAGGCCAAACAGCACUACACUUAGCAGUCGGCUCUGAAAUCGAGUCACUUGUGCGACUCCUCGUGGAUCGUGGAGCCGAUGUUAAUGCGCAAGAUGAUCAAGGUCGCACUCCAAUUUAUUAUGCAGCUGCACAGGGUGUCGAUCCCAUCGUGCAAUUGCUGAUCGAUCAUGGAGCCAAUGGCAACUUGCAUGAUAAAUCUGGACUUUCAGCACUCCAUCUAGCUCUGGCCUCUACUUUCAAUUGUCUCGUCUGGAGUCUUGUUAGUCACGGAGAAGGCAUCGAUUUCCAUGAUGCAACUCACAAAGCUAUCUCGACGGCAGCUGCUGGUAAUUCUCCGAAGCCCAUGGUGCUAAAAGAUAAGCCGCAGGUCAUUUUUGAGGAUUAUCCUUUGAUCACCAUACAUGAGUUGGCGCUUUUUAGAUCUUUGGUUUCUUCGACCUGGCCAUCACGCCGACCUCCAGGUAUCGCAUCUAUGGAAGAAAACCUGGACACCAUGGAAAUAGGGGUUGAAUUGGAGUACGAGCCGCUAAUCGGCACAUUUCUCAGUCGCAUGAGUGAGAAGCGUGUUCUAAUAGAUAAUUUAGAUGAAGCUCUAUACGAUCAAGCUCUGGAAGGCGCCAGGCCUUUUGUUCGAGCAAUGAUAUCCGAGGUCGAGGUUAUUUUGCGAGAAUCUCAGGUUCACUCAUCAGUUGAUAUGCAGAACAUGCACGAGGCACCACACUCUCUGCGGAUGUUGACACAGCAGCUCUCUGCUAUCGAAUUCCAUAGAGAAAUGGUCCUCAGUCUUCUCGUCGACUGUGCAAGGUUAGCAGAGUUGCUAUGGGAAAAUAAUGCGGCUAUAAAAGAAGUUGACGGAACUCGAUACGGUGAGCUUAUGCUGGCAGCUCGAAAGGGCCAAAACUACAUUGACCAGAAACUGCAUGAAAGCAGUGCAGGCGGCACUACAUUGAACACAAUUAGUGGCGAACCCGUGACUUUUGUCAUUCAUUCCACCAGCAUAAGAUUGCGGGAGCUGCGGAAGAAGUUUCACAUUGAACUUGUACCGGAGUCUGACGAAGCCAGCCCUUCUGGCUCCCAGCCGAAGCUCAUAGUGAACCUGCAGCUGAUGGAAGUCGAUAAGGGAUUAGUCAGUGCAGUGUCAUGA